Molecule: messenger RNA, 1128 nt
Organism: Aspergillus homomorphus CBS 101889
Lineage: Eukaryota; Fungi; Ascomycota; Eurotiomycetes; Eurotiales; Aspergillaceae
Product: centromere/microtubule-binding protein Cbf5
Exons: 5
Coding region: 159-929 (256 amino acids)
Biological process (GO): endoplasmic reticulum unfolded protein response
Cellular component (GO): Hrd1p ubiquitin ligase ERAD-L complex; endoplasmic reticulum membrane
Molecular function (GO): misfolded protein binding; ubiquitin-specific protease binding
Source: RefSeq, a predicted model, not a curated record
CCCUUCCUUAACCCAUAUGUGGCCCUUUUCUCUAUCCUAUCCAGCAACCGACUCAACAGGCCCAUUGAGAAUCUUCUAAUGUGAAUGUUCUCAGGAAUCGGUUCUAUAACAUAAGGGUACAUUUUCUGCUGUUCGACUCCGGACAGACCUACUGCAUAAUGGAUCAGUUUUGGUCCGCACCUCCUGUCACCAGGACUCUAUCUGCACUUACAUUCAUCCAGUCUGCUCUAGUAUAUGCUGGUUUUUUGAAUGGUUACUAUAUCGUCUUUCAACGCCACCUUUUGAUCAAGCUUCUACCAGAGGUCUGGAGGUUGGUCACACCAUUCAUGGUCACACGGCCUAAGCUUUUCCUAUUCCUGGAUGUCUACUUCAUGUACACUUAUGGCAGCUCUCUGGAAACCGGAUCGCCUAGGUUAUCCGGUCCCGGCGACUUCUUCGUGUAUACAAUGUUUGUAGCUCUGAUCAUCAUGCUCACCGCAGGCUGUUUGCUGGGAAGCGUAACUUUUACCUCUGCUCUGAUCUUGGCCUUCAUUUAUACGUUCUCUCAGGAAAAUCGUGGUAGAAAGACGACUUUCUUCGUGGUUCAGAUACCCGUUGAAUAUCUACCUUGGGCAGUACUUGCAGUCACCUUAGUCAUGGCUGGAUGGCCUGCGGUCCUAAGCGAUGGUAUGGGUAUAGUCGCUGCCCACUUGUAUGAUUUCCUCACGUGUAUAUAUCCAGCAUUUGGAGGUGGUCAAAACUACCUUAUGACGCCGGCAUUCAUCAGGAGAUUUUUCUCCGCUUUCACGCCGCGUGCUGGUUACCGAGCUUAUGGAACAGCCUUUCAGCCAGUGAACCAGACGGCAACCUCCCACUCUGAUGGGUGGACUUCCUCGUUCCAGGGACCAUGGAGUCGGAGGGGUCCAGGCAGACGACUCGGGGCUAACUGAGAUGAGGGCUCAACACUAUUUACGGAGAGAAGGGCUUUCUUUGCCAAGGUGGAGGCGGAGCAUAAGAACGAACAUGCAGCAAUGUACCAGCAGCAGGACUUCAUAGUAGUUUCAGACACAAGCAACUUUGCAGGUGGAGUGCAGUAACUGCGACUCGAUGUUUCCAUAGCCAUUGGUUAGGUAACGAGUGAUGCCCAAC